AUGUUUAUUACAAGUGUUAUUCUACUAGCUGUCCUUACAACAACUCUAGCUGGAACUACUAUUACUGUACCUGGUUCACCUAUCACUACUAUCGAGACCACAACAACAAUAUUGGAAUGUACAUAUACUACAACUGGUGUGUACAUAUCUACUACAUGGUUUAAAGGAAGUACUAUAAGGGAUAGUGUUGCAGUUAUACUAAAAGAGAGUGGAAUAAUUUACAAUCAGCCUGGAUUCACAAGACAUGGUAUUCAAGACCAGGCUAGUCUAGUUAUAAAUAAUACACAGUUGAGUGAUGCUGACAAAUAUUGGUGUCUGAUAACUGCAAUAGGUGGCAGUGAAGAGGAAUCAAUCACACUUACAGUAACAGCUGCAACACCACCAUCUGAGCCUACAAUAGCUGUCACAGGUGGUAAUCCAUCCAAUGUGGGAAGUUUAGUCAGAUUGAAAUGUACAUCAAAUGGUACUCCCACACCGAUUUACACCUGGCUGAGAGACAACCUGCCCCUACCAGCUCUGAUUAGAUAUCAACUCAAUAGUGACAACAGUAGAUUAACUAUUGACCCAACCGACAAAGAUGACAAUGGUAAAACAUUUACAUGUCAAGUGACUAACGGUAAAGGAAGUAAAGAUGAAGACAUAACACUUAGUAUACAAU
Messenger RNA from Saccoglossus kowalevskii, 658 nucleotides. Its product is annotated as peroxidasin homolog. Gene Ontology annotation, biological process: cell-cell adhesion. The record is from RefSeq and is a predicted model, not a curated record. Gene Ontology annotation, molecular function: cell adhesion molecule binding. Gene Ontology annotation, cellular component: plasma membrane; cell-cell junction. Lineage: Eukaryota; Metazoa; Hemichordata; Enteropneusta; Harrimaniidae.